Molecule: messenger RNA, 869 nt
Organism: Andrographis paniculata
Lineage: Eukaryota; Viridiplantae; Streptophyta; Magnoliopsida; Lamiales; Acanthaceae
Product: vacuolar protein sorting-associated protein 55 homolog
Exons: 5
Coding region: 203-619 (138 amino acids)
Biological process (GO): late endosome to vacuole transport via multivesicular body sorting pathway
Cellular component (GO): endosome
Source: RefSeq, a predicted model, not a curated record
UCACCACUCCGCGCUAGAACCCUCCUCUACACCAUCUGCUACCACCGGCUUCUCUCUCUCUCUCUCUCCUGAAAAGCAUUCGAUGCGUACGAAUCCAGGAGCAAUUCGGCCCUUCCAAUCGAAGGAUUCAUAGCUGGCGAUCAAAAAAAUCUCCGAAACCCUACGAAUUCUGAUCCCUUGAGUUGAACUGACCAAGGCCGGGAUGGCAGAUGUGACUGGUUAUAUGCGAACUUGCUUGCAAUCUGGAAAACUCGCCAUGUUAGCAAUUCUUGUGUCCGGGGGAAUUGUUUUGCAAAUACUGGCAUGCGCUCUGUACAAUAAUUGGUGGCCCAUGUUAACAGUAUUAAUGUAUGUGGUUCUACCAAUGCCUUUAAUCUUCUUUGCCGGAUUUGAUAGCUCUUCUCUCUAUUCCGAAUCAUCCAGUGGUUGGAUAGAUGCAACAAAGUUUCUAACAGGUGCUUCAGUAGUUGGUAGUAUUGCUAUUCCGGUCAUUCUCAAGCACGCGGGUGUAAUUGGUUGGGGAGCAUUGGCAAUGGAGCUUUCAUCUUUUUUUAUCUUUGCUAUGGCCAUUUUAUGUUACCUUGGUACAAAUGGGGAUGAUGCCUAUAGUAUGUUCUAAAAUUUGGAGGUUGACGAGGCUUGCGCCUGCCUUAUUCGGCUAUUGCGCAAUCAGUCGGUGCCGGUGUGUGUUUUCUUCUUGUGUGGAGAUCUUAUCUGUGCCUUUUUUUUGUUCUGCUCUGAGGUGUGACAGAAAUGUAUAUAUACAUUUGUGGCACAUGACAUCAUCUUCUUGUGUUGAAAUGGUGUGAAAAACACCACAGGGAAUUUGGAUUAUUUCUAAACAUUAAUUAAUUUGAUUCAUUUUGUAA